GACUCAGUGACGCUUUUAUGUUGGCGAAUCGAAAAGUAACUAGAUUUGAUCUUAUAAAUAAAAAAUCAACGGAAAACGUGACAGCAACAGAAAGAACAAACUAGAAACUACAAAGAAAUUUUUGUGCAAAGUAUUUUAAUUUUGGUGUCGAGUUUAUAAAAAUAUAUUAAUCAAUAUGAAUCGAGAAGAGUUGCAGAAAAAUAUAUGUUACUCCGAAAAAUAUUAUGAUGAUAAAUAUGAAUAUAGACAUGUAGUACUUCCUAGAGAAAUGGUUAAGUUAGUACCUAAAACUCAUUUAAUGUCUGAAGAUGAAUGGCGAGGAAUCGGCGUACAACAAAGUAAAGGAUGGGUACAUUAUAUGAUACAUUUACCAGAACCGCAUAUAUUACUUUUCAAACGACCUAUCACCACACCACCUCCGUCGAAGAGUUAAAUCGAUAACUGUACAAAAACAUUUUUUUUAAGUUUUAGAUAGUUUACUUAAAGUAAAAAUACCAACAUCUCACUUAUUCUAUUCACCACUUAAUUCUGGCGUUUCAUUUUUUUUCUAUUUAAAUUUAUUGUAUGUAUCUUGACACAAUCCCAUUGUGGUAAAGAAACUCUCAUAAUUGUGCAGUUGAUGAAAACUAAAAAAAUCUGUCGGGGGUAAAUUUAUUUUGAAUCUUGGGCAGUAAAAUUACGAAUUUUUUGGGGGUAAAAUACCUUCUUUUAUAGAAUAUAAUAAAUUUUUUAUACAUAAAGUUAAUUGGGAUUGAAAUAUGUAGAUUUUAUUGAAGGGUUUUGUUUUAUCUUUUUGUAUUUCGAUAAUUUUCACUUAUAUUAAGGGUAAAUACAGUUCUUAGGAAUCUCAGCUCUGAUGCUUGAAGAUCUAUGCAACGAUAUAUUUUUGGAUCUUCAAAAUUUUAUUAUGAAAUUUAUUGGGUACGGAAUAAUUGAAAUUUUUAUUGAGGAUAAAUACAAAUGUCCUUUUUUAAGUAUCUAAUCUUUUUUAGGCCCAGCAAUUACAAUCAUGUCUGAAAAAGUUUAUUAACUGAAAUAUUUUACGGAAAAUUCAUAAAAAAAUUUUAGGGGGUAGUUUUUCCAUUUGCCUCGAGUCUUUUGACCAGUUCACUGUGCUUCAGUAUGUGUAGUUGAUUUAUGGUUUUCGUCAGAUGGAUUUUUCUAAUUUUUGCACUAUUUAAAGUAAAUUAUCCAUAUAAGAUUAGGGAUGUUUAAAAAUGGUAGAGUUGUCAAUGUUGCCCUUGGAAGUCUUAUAAUAUCUCUUGAAAAUCUUCAGAUUAUGUCUCACAAUUGUGUUAAGUUAUCCUAAAUAAUGAAACUAGGCUUCCUCUGGUUAAUCAGUCAAGUGACUCGUAAAGUUUGUUGUAAAUCUGCUUAUUGUGACUCAAAAUUGUAGUCAGAUGCUUAAAUAAUGAAUUUAGGACUUACUUCCUUCGAUUACUGGUUUAUCUAGGGUAAAGUAUGUUGUAAAUCUGCUUAUUAUGUUUCAUAAUUGUGCUCAGACACCUAAAUAAUGAAUCAACGCCUUCCUACCUUUAAUUACUGAUUAAUACGUCAAGUGACAGCUAAAAAUUAUUGGAAAUAUUUUCAUUGUGUCUUAUAAUUGUGCUCAAUUACCUAAAUAAUGAAUUAACGCUUUCCUACUUUUGAUUACUGGUUAAAUGUGACAUUUAAAAAUUGUAAAUAUUCUCAUUAUGUCUCAUAAUUGUUCUCGGAUACAUAAAUGGUCCAUUAAACCUUCGGUCUCUGUGAUUACUGGUUAGUCUGUCAAGUGACUAGAAAGGAUACUGCAAAUAUUUUCAUUAUGUCUCAUAAUUGUGCUAGGAUACAUAAAUUAUGCAUCAAAGCUUCAUUUUCAACAAUUACUGGUUAAGGGUCAAGUGUUACUAUCAAGUGACUAGUAAGGCUGCUGUGUAAAUCUGCUAAUUAUGUCUCAUAAUUAUGCUAAGAUACCUAAAUAAUGAAUCAACGCCUUCCUACCUUUGAUUACUGGUUAAUCUGUCCAGUGAUAGUUGAAAUUUGUUGUAAAUAUUCUCAUUAUGUGUUAUAAUUGUGCUCGGAUACAUAAAUUAUGCAUCAAAGUUUCCUUUUCUUCAAUUACUGGUUAAUCUGUCAAGAAAGGUUACCGUGAAUCUGCUGAUUAUGUCUCUUCAUCUGUCAAGUAACCUUUGAAAAUUGAUGGAAAUAUUUUCAUUAUGUCUCAUAAUCGUGCUAGGAUACAUAAAUUGUCCAUUAAACCUUCCGUCUUUCUGAUUACUGGUUAAUCUGCCAAGUGACAAGUAAGGUUGCUGUAAAUCUGCCCGCGUCAGCCGCCAACUUGAACAAAAAACAUUUUAUCGAAUAUGUCGCGAACUGCGCUUCGUACGACAAAAAUAGUGGAGAUCAUUUUUAUAGAUAAUAAUUUUUGCCAUCUUUUUUAUUUGAAACUUUUUUUUGUAUAACGCACAGGUUUUUAAUUAUACGCCUCACUCGGAUUUCCAUCAGGGGACAACCCCGAACAUAUUUUUAAAAAAAUCCGUUCUCUAGAACUUAAAAAAAAAGAAAAAAGUUCCUGCGCUUGGCCUAUCACAACGUAAGCAGUUGAUACCCACACAAAUGUUGAUAUUUUAAUGUUUUGUUUAGGAUUAAAAUAAAUUUUUUUGUGGCCAAUUUUUACAGCAUCACAUGGAAAUCAUUAAUCACGCGUCUGUCAUCAAAACUAUUUUAAAAUAACAAUGAUCUAAAUAUAAAUAGAUAAAUCCAUCUGGAAAGAAUGUAUACAAUCGAUCUAUAUUUGUUUAUAAUAUAAUAAAUAGAUAUAAUAAUACUCGGCAUAAAUAUUUUUUUUAUUUAUACAUAAAUCAUCAAUCAGAAUCAAAAAGUUAUUCUGUAAGAUAAUUGGCUGGUAUAUAAAUAUCUCCCAAGUACUUGUCGGAAACUCCAAAAGAGGAUUUCCUCCUAUAACAACCUCCACGUGUCCAAUUUACUCAGGAGUUCGAACGGAUUUCGUACUGCUACAUCUUUUGCCCGUUGUUUCACCGAUAUUUUCGAAAAUUUUCACCUAAAACUUAAUUGGAUUUGAACUAGGCACUGACUAAUUGCGAGCUAGCGAGUUGCGCGUUAGUUAGAUAAUAGAUCGAACGCGAACGCGCGAUAUUCGGUCGCUCGUAUACCUGCUCGACGCUGGCUAACUAUUUCUUUUGCAACUCCUAAAAUAUUUCGAAUUCGCUUCUGAAAUUUUAGAUACACAUUCUUGGAUAGUUUCUGACGAUAUUUUUGCACAAAAAUCGAUUUUUCGAGGAUUUUCUUGGAAGAAAAAACAUCCGAUUGACUCUUCAAUUUUUUUUACAUGUCGCAAUUUCCAUCUGUAACAAAGAAUCCAAAAAAUUUAUUUCUCAAUAGUAUAACUUCUAGUUGAACCAAGAAAAUCAAACAAAAAGUGAAAAAUUCGACAAUUUUUCGCAAAUUGAAAAAAAAUUUCACUAAGAUUGCUUAGAUAGUCGGUUAAUCUUAAUUUUCUUAAUGUUUUUUUACUAGAAGAGAAUUUAAUUCCGAACACAAUCCAUUUUGUCUCGUUUCGAUAGGACGUUUAGUUUUUUGUCUAUCUUUCCCGCCAAUUAGGAAAAAUCGCCAACAAAACGCGCGUCAAAGUUUUCGUAUAUAAAAAAUCAUAGUUUUCUUGAACUCAACGCAUUAAUCAGCGAUUCCUGAGUUGCUCGUUAGUCCCUCGGGGUUUAUAAUACGUUCAAUAGAUCGAAGGGCCGGAUAGCGCGUUCUCCGAGCGAUUCGGUCGCUCGUACACCUCACUAUUUCUUCGUAAUUCCGAAAAUAUUUCGAAUUCGCUUCUGAAAUUUUAGGGACACGUUCUUGGAUAGUUUCUGACAUUUUUGCAAAAAAAUCGAUUUUUGGAAGCCCCUAAAGCAGGCUCCCCCUUGAAGGUAGCAGAAUGUAUAACUUUAUGUGUUACUUCGCAUAUGAAAAUAUUAAUUAGGUAGUUGGAUAAGUAUAACGUAGAAAAUUGGUUAUUUCAAAGGUGAAGUUUCUACACGUGUUGUACACUAAAUUAUUUCUACUUCCCUUAUUUAACAAAUACUAAAUGUGGUGUAAUAGGAUAUGAAAGUAACAAUUUUUUUUGGAGGGAAUUUAAAUAUUUCAAAUUGUCAUCGUUACUGAUUUUAUAUCUAUAGAUGAAGGUAUUUUUACUAUAAAUGUUUAAUUUAUCAAAAUAAAAGGCUGUAAUGGAAAUAGAUCAGUAGCUUUUAAUCGUCCUUAGAUUUACAUGUAUUAUAUCAACUUUUCUACAUUUUUUAACAAUAAACAUUGAUCUUUUUUGCUUUUAA
Diorhabda carinulata is the source of this 4319-nucleotide messenger RNA. It is a transcript of the gene Cks30A, whose product is annotated as cyclin-dependent kinases regulatory subunit. Gene Ontology annotation, cellular component: cyclin-dependent protein kinase holoenzyme complex; SCF ubiquitin ligase complex. Gene Ontology annotation, molecular function: histone binding; protein kinase binding; ubiquitin binding. Gene Ontology annotation, biological process: regulation of mitotic cell cycle. Bases 176 to 433 code for a protein of 85 amino acids. The record is from RefSeq and is a predicted model, not a curated record. The transcript is spliced from 3 exons. NCBI's taxonomy places the organism in Eukaryota, Metazoa, Arthropoda, Insecta, Coleoptera, Chrysomelidae.